This is a messenger RNA of Pollicipes pollicipes, 645 nucleotides long. RefSeq lists its product as uncharacterized. The transcript has 5 exons. Lineage: Eukaryota; Metazoa; Arthropoda; Thecostraca; Pollicipedomorpha; Pollicipedidae. The coding region runs from base 1 to 645 and encodes 214 amino acids. The record is from RefSeq and is a predicted model, not a curated record.
AUGUGGCAGCCAUCCAUUGUGGGGUGGGUACCGGCCGGGGCCGUGUUCACUUGCCGCCGGUACCUGCUGUUCGCCGUGCUGCCCGUGGUGGUGCUCCUCUACUGGGUCAACUCGCAGUACGGCGUCGGCUUUCUGCCCGUUCCGCCCGUGUUACGUCUGGUUCAGCCGCAGCAGGCGCGCGGCCAGUACCUGGUGGACACGCCCACCUGCCGCAUUCCCAACGUGGACCCGUUCGACGCCUCGGUGCGCGAGUUCGCCCGCCCGCCGGAGCCGAUCCUGUGCAACCGCGAGCCGCCGCCGCUCACCUACAGCGACAUCGACUCGGUGUACCUGCUCAGGGAGCGGCAGCACCUGUACGGCGCCAGGCCACCUUUGACUUCAGCAUCCUGCUGUACCCGAGACAUAGACUGGAUCAACGAUCUCAACAGUUCUAUCCCUCGAAACACGAUGGGCAGAGUACGGAGGUCGCCACGGUGCCGGCCGCUCCUGGGCAGCUACACACCAAGCGCCGACGGCGUGGAGGUGACCUGCGCCGUGAACAAGACGAUGGUGUACCGCGACUACUACCACUUCGUGCCGCUGCGGCCGCAGCUGGAGGCGGCGAGUCUGCAGCGACGGCCGCAGGACGUGGCGCCAACGUGCUGA